Notolabrus celidotus (New Zealand spotty) is the source of this 8323-nucleotide messenger RNA. RefSeq names its product nck-associated protein 5-like. Gene Ontology annotation, cellular component: microtubule plus-end. The record is from RefSeq and is a predicted model, not a curated record. The coding region runs from base 1 to 4401 and encodes 1466 amino acids. The transcript is spliced from 14 exons. NCBI's taxonomy places the organism in Eukaryota, Metazoa, Chordata, Actinopteri, Labriformes, Labridae. Gene Ontology annotation, biological process: microtubule bundle formation; microtubule depolymerization.
AUGACAGCUCACCCAAAGGCUCUGCGUAAAUGUCACAAGGAGAGAGCUUCUACGCCACCAAAGCUGAUCCACAAUAAUAAUCCCCAGCUGGAGAACAAACAGCAUCUGGGCGAGGAGAGAAAGGAGCGGGAGAAGUCUCAGCAGGGAGAGCGGCAGAUGGUUACACUGCAGCAGCACUUCUCCAGCAUGGAGGAGACGGUGCGAACACUUCUACAGAACCAGGACUCACUGGAGGGGCCCAAAGUGGACCCGCUGGACCUCAUGAAAGCUUACAAGGAUAAACUCCUGGAGGAGAUGUGGAAGCAGCAGGACAGUCUGGAGGGUCCCCCAGCCACAGCAACAGAGAUGGCUGCCUCCUCGCCGGAGGCUGGCGGAGGGUCGGAGGAAGACUCAAAGGAAAGCAAUCCUCUGCUCGAGCGACUCCGAGCCCUGGAGGCGGAGAACUCUGCUCUGUCGAUAGAGAAUGACAAUCAGAGGAAGCAGUAUGAACGCUGUCUGGACGAGGUGGCCAACCAGGUGGUCCAGGCCCUCCUCACACAGAAGGACCUGAAAGAGGAGUGUGUGAAGCUGCGGACUCGUGUGUUUGACUUGGAGCAGCAGAACCGCAUACUGAGUGUGCUGUUUCAACAACGUGUCAAAAUGUCCACGAAUCCCGUCUCCCAAGAGGUCCAAAGGAAUGGAAAGGCUGGUAUCCCUGCAGGAAGGUGGCCCAGCCUGCUGAGUCUCACAUGCCCUCGCAGCAGUGGCAGCGGCAGUGGCAGUGAGCUGUCAUUAUCCAGUGCUUGCAGUGAGUACUCCAGUGGCUCCCACACUUGGGCAGAGGGACGUGGAUUCUCCAAGCAGUGUGCAAGCCGGGACAAACGGAUGAGUACGGGUUCAGUGUCCAGCAAUAAUUCAGCACCCAUGGAGCAGACAGAACUGGGGUGGAAGGAAGGACACAUACUGAAAGGUCUGAAGCGUCUCCAAACGAGCUCUAAAGAGGCCUCGAUUGCACCGGUACCACACUGCAAAGACUGCAUGACUUUCAACGAGGGUAUAUACUCACUAGGUGUAAAGUGUGGCCAACAAGGGAGCACAACCAAACAGGUACCUCCUACCAGCACACCUGUCAAAGCCGGAGUGGGGAUCGCCCUGGACUCUGAUUAUGCUGAGGAUGAUUCACCUAAAAUACAAAGAACUGAAUCCACUGAAACAAAAGAGCUUCUUUCCUUGGAGAAGUUGGAAGUCACAAGAGAUGAUGACAACAAUUUUCAAGAAGAUCCCAUAAAACUUGCAAGGGAUUCUGGUCUUUUCCCCUCGCCUGUUGCAGACAACUUCUUCUUUUUGGAAGGCCCAACAGUUAAACCUGGUGUGAGCCCGACAGAGAGCCUCACACACCUGGAGGAUAAAAAGGACUCACUUGAUAAACACAAGUCUUCAAGCCUGAAGUUAAGUGACAAAAACAAUAACCAGGAGAGGUCUACUGACCGUAAAUCCAGGCUUGAUCAGGUCAAGAGACAAGAGGGCAGAUUUUCAGCCAAGCAGGCCGAAGCAGGUACUAGCGAUCUGAGUUCAACCAUUCAGAAUUGUGCAACAAGAGCUCUGAGCUGCAUGAGUGCAGCCAGACAGCGCAGCUCCUCCAUGGAGGUUCCUCACUGCAGGGAUCAGGCGAUUCAAGCAGGAGGUGAAAACCAGAAUCACACAAUCUCAGAAUCUCCUCAGAGGAAGCUCAAACAUCAGCCUUGUGACUCAGCAAGAAAAGCUUUCAUUCUGCGGAGCAAGAGUGCAGACGCAGGACAGGAGCAACCCAAGCACACACAUUCUCCUCUCCACCAAAAGCUUAUCAAGGGUCACAGGCCCAAAGGACAGUCAAACGCACCUGUGCACAGUGUCCCCAGCAAAAGGUCGACUCUCAGUAAAACACAUGGAUCCAGCAAGGGAGCUCUUCCUAAAGCUGAGAAAGAUGAGGACAUAUCAUUAUCAGCAAGUUCCAAGUCUCUGAAGAGUGUGCAGCAGUGCUCUCCCCUUGCUUCUCCUGUAAAACAUUCAAAGAUAUUCAAACCUCCAGGAAUCAAUGAAUGCUCCAAGAGCCCAACCAAACUACCUUUACAAGUGACCAGACCUCAAUCAAGCAACGACGCCACAGAAGAAGGCAUCUAUGACAACUUGCCGUGCUCUCCGCGAAAACAACGCCGCCAAGACCAGCAAUGUGAUGUUUCUCGUCCAGAGCCAAGGUCCCCGUCUCCACCGCUACCUCCCGGUCGAACUACUUCUCUGGUUCUCAGACCUGGUUGUGACAGCUUACCCACAGCACACACAUCUGCAGGACAGAUUCAAAGCUCUACUACUGAGAAGACAUCAAGCAGCACCAAGCUACAAUCAAAUCCGUUUCCUUCUACUCUUCAGCCUCAAAAAUUCAAUGAAAAUCUACAUGGCCCAGAAAUGGGUGCUGAAAGUCUACCACUGAAAGAUGUCUCUGCAAAGGGUUACCACACCGGCUCCGCUAAGAUACAAGUUCCAGUUCAAGAGUCACAAGCUCCAGAGUCAGUCCAGUCAACUAUGGACAGAUGUGUUACUUGUCACUAUGAAAAUGGUCCUCCCCUGCCGAGUCAGAGCAUCCUACAGAGAUCCCAGCAGAGCAUCAGUGAGCCUAAGCUUUCAGAAGUCCUGCCUCAGGCCUAUUCUAAUGUUUACUACCAUGGGAUUGUGAAUAAUCUUCAGAGCUCCACCUCCAGAGCUGUAAAAAUGGCUCAUCCAGGAAAUGCAAAAUCUCAUGAGGUGAUCCCAGGACAAGACAGCAACACCUUUCUUCUUUUUGGAAGACAGAGCAAAGAUGAUUCACACCCUGCUCCAAAAAGUAUCCAGACCUUCCAGACUUUCACGUGUGAUCCUCAGAUGAUGCACGACUGUGGCCCUCAUGACAAAGCCCGCAGAAAGAUUGAGACCCGCUGUAACUCGCUGGACUCUGAGCCCCCAGUUCAGCCUGUCCCGUCAGACAGUGGUGUGAUGUUAGAUUGGGGAUUUGAUGAGGAAGGCUGGCUGUUCAAACGCUCUGUGUCUGUGUCAACCAGGCCUCCUCUGAAGCCAGUGAUGGGCAUGAACGGGGCCAAGGCUCGUAGUCAGAGCUUUGGUGCUCGCUACAUGGACAGACCGAGCUUCAACAGAUCUGGAAAGGUCCGCACCCAGAUCAAAACCCACUCAGGGAGCUCCUUGAACUCUCUCAAUGAUGUCCUUCCUGGAAGUAUGAGUUGCUCCAGUAGCUACCAUUGCCCAAUGAACCGAUCCCUUCUGAACAACUUCCUGAUUGAAGAGGGUCUGGUGGUUCCCUCACAUUUGGGGUCCUCUAGCGAAAGACUACAAAGUCUUAAACUCCAGCGAGAACAAGCCAGGCGCCUUCAGAUUGAGCAACAGUUUUCAAGCGCCUUCGGUGAGCCAGUUUCUGAAGAGCCAGAGAGACAGAGCACCAUAACCACAAUCGAAGAGAAAGUGAUGCUGGGAAUAGAGGAGAACUUGCACAAGUCUCAGGAACAGGAGAGAAGCGUUGAAGUGAAGCAAAAGUCUGGGUCAAGCUUAGCUAAUUGGUUUGGUUUUCGUAAGAGCAAGCUUCCUGCUCCAAGCAGCAAAAAGACGGAACCACCAAAAGUGAAGGAGGAAAAGAGAGAGCAGAAGAUUACAUCACUUCUUGGAGGAAAGCAGACGAAGUCAGACAAAAAGAGGGACAGAAGAAAAAGUGAUGGAAAAGACUGCUCUGUGGGGAGACGAGAGUCUCAUGAUGCAGUGCGGGCGUGCAUCUCAAUGCCCUGUCCAGGAAUUUCCCUGAGUGAGAUGCAAGGACACACUGAAGCUAUCGGAGACCCUAAGAUGCAGAUGAUGAACCUGAGAGCUGAUGGAGAAAAUGGAUCCACUGUGAAGACACCCAACCAGGAGGCUGUAAUAGGCUCCGGCUGCAAGAUGCGAACGUUGGACAGUGGAAUUGGGACCAUCCCCCUUCCUGAAUCCUGUUCCUUCUUCUCCUCCAUCCUGCACUUCCUUCCUAAAUCCUCCUCUACCCCAGAGCCGUCCCUCAGUCCUCCCAGUGUUCCCGGUUCCUCCAGCGAGGACGUGUCUCCUUCCCCGUUACCCCGGUGGAGAAUCCCCUCCAGCUUUAAGGACAGCAGCCUCACAGGGGUGCCGAGCUCCCUGUCCGACUCCUCUGUGACCCAUAUCCAGUCAGUGCCUUUCCCCACUGUGGCCUUCCUUCAGCCCAUUCAACCCCAGUGUGAACCCUUCAUGACCUCUGCCAGUGUGUGUGAGACCCAGAACAGGCUGCCCAGACCACCACCAGGAGCAAUGGAACCAAAGAAAAUGACGUACAUCAAGUCAAAAACACGAGCCCCGCCGAGCCAACAGAAGGAACAAACAAGACUUCAGCUUGCCAACUAGUCCGUGAAGCUGAAUGAGUCGACCUGAAGCAGAGAGCUGGGCGAUCAGCUGGAUUUAUCAUUCGCACACACACGGAGGAUCCCUAAAUCCCACAGUUUGGACACUUUGUUGCUCUAUCAGGAUGAAAUACUCACCACUGGACACUUUGUGAGUUUGGCACUGUUGGCUUCCACCUGUGCUCAGUGAAGGGCUGAGAAACUGAGUUUACUUUCAGGUGUUGUCAUGAAGCUGCUGGCGGCCAUUUUGGAGGUUUGCAGUGUGUUGGCAUCAGCUGUGAGCAGCUGAUUAAUGUCUAAAUGUAGCAGCUCUGCCAUCUCUGGACUGGAGUUAAAAACACACAUGGCAUGUCUCUCCAUGUGUCCACUUUGGAGGAGUAGCAGUCGAACUAACAGGACGGAUUAUUUUGGCUCAGUAAUAACAGGUUAGCUGCUGUAGCACGGUCAAGGCUACCUGCAUUCUUCAUGAUCUCACACAAGAACGCCUGUACUGCUCCCUUUAGUCUGAGAUAGUGUGGCCAGCAGUCUUACUUUUACAUUGUUAUAACAUUACUGCAAGCAAAGCUAACUGCUACAGUCAAACUAACUGCUUCAGUCAAGCGAGCAAUACACGUUGAGCACAGAGCAGAGCGAACGACUGCAGUGAACUGCUGCCAUCUUUACAAAGACGUUCCUCACAGUGACGUUGCAAACUUGACUCCUUUAACAACAUUCACAGACAUCUCUUACUUUUAUUUUGGCUUGUACCUGUAACAGGAUAUAAAGGGUGCGUGGAUUACUCAGAUUUAUCAACCAGAUGACAAAUCCUUCACUGCACAGACCUGCAAAGUGAAACCACUGAGUUUGUUUUCUUCACAGCUGCAGCAUGACUAAAGUGAUUCUGGUUUUGUUUAUGAAAUAAGAAUCACAAAAUAUGGAAAAAUCUUGGUCCUGUCCUGGAAAAAGUUGUAAGAUUGAGUCAAUGGAAGACAGGUUAAACUAUUUAACUACAAUCCUGAAGCAUGAGACUCAACCUCUCCUCUCCAAUGCCAAACCACCAUUCUGUAAUCCAACCACCCAGGCAGCAUAAUAACAAUGUAUGCUGUCACACAACCUCUGCAUUGACACAAAAUGUUACUAGUGAAUGUAAUUGAUGUAUUCGUCAAUGUGGCCACUUAAAGGAGACAGAGUCCUGUUAUGUUUCUGGUCACUUCACUAAUCCAGUAUUUAAUCUUUCUUUAUCUCUCUUUUAAUGAGACUGUCUGCACAAAACCCCCGCUAUGUUGAUCAUUUGUGCCGUUACAACAAGAAGAAAAAGAUGAAGUCAGGCAACGUCACAUGGGGGUAUGUUUUUUGCUCAAACAAUCACACGACAGUCACUCAUGAGACCAGAACCACAAAGACUCCACAUGCUGUUAUUGAAGGGAAGCAAUCAUGCAACCUAUGUGGUUUUAUCUUGUAGGCCAAGUUGUUCAAAGGUAAUCUGGAUUAAAACGAUACAACUUUUAAAUGCUUUAUUUUUUUAAACACAGGAUCAGGUGACCCAGUUUAUUUUUGUACCAUCUUUCCAGAAACAUCAGAUCGAAUUCACCCAAUCCAAAUACAGAUUAUUUUUACUAAAUCAGGAUUACUAGUGCUCCAAAUGAGACUUUGCAUUACAUAAUGUGUCCACAGGGGGCGCCAAAACCCACAGAAACGGAAAAUCCCACUCAGCUGCUACAAUUAAAUAUUUAAUAUUUGACAUUAAGAGCUAUUCGAUUCAAUAUUUAUGGGGACAAAGUCAUAUUUUUUAUUCAACAGCCUUAAUGUCUACUUGCAAUAAAACAUUCUGGUGUAAAAUACAUAUUUUUGAAACGUAUAAAUCAUUAUCUUUAUGACAAAUAUUGCAAUGUUUCUCCACUUUAAUAUUUUCGUACAUUUAGUUUUGUUGAUGUUUUGGUUUAAGUUAUUCUAAUCCCAUUCCAAAGUUUUAUUAACCAAGACUGGAUUACCUGAUCCAACAUGGUUAUCCUUAUCCCCUUUACUCAACUCAAUUCAAAAAUAAUUUCAAUCCGGUUUCCUUUGAACAACUGGGCCUGGGUCUCAUCCUGGGAUAAGAAACUCUGUGGAACUUUAGCUUUCUAGCUCCUCAACUCUGUGGACCAGCCCAAAGUAGUUUUGUCAUUUGGUGAGGGGCAGUGAAAGCAUGCUGUGCAUUUGUGUGUCUGUUCAGCCAACCAAGCCAGAAGUUGCUAAUCUGUGUAAGUGAAAUUGAUUUAAGAAUCAAAACUGUAGUAACAUUUAAAUAACUUUGCACAAGAACAAAGCUUUUCAGCUGUGGUCACAUUUGAAGAAUGAUGAAUGAAAAUCCUGCUGAGCAAACAUUAUGUAACCUGCAAACACGAGCUGUGAGUGAACAUUUAACUCUGCUUUGAUUUCAUAACUCAACUACAACACGCUGAAAACUCACACUAAACUUUAUAAACUAAGGACUCUCAUCCUGAGGACGUUUUAUGUACAGCACUUACUGAUUGCCAUUCAUGAGCUCUAUACCUGACUGAGUAAUGUGAUCUUUUUAAGUGUGCACUAUCUUCUUUUGUUAAUCGUCACAAUGUUAAUAAUAUUAACUUGCAUGCUAACACCCUAUGACUUAUUCUUAACACAGAAAUGCAUCAUGUGAAACGUUUUUCAAUAAUGUGGAGAGUUUCAUUACAGGAGGAAUAUUACAUGACGAGCAUGCUGCACACAUUCUGACUUUCAGCAGAGCUAAUAUUUCACUGUCACUGUAUUUUUGACUCAUAUCUCUUCUUGUAAUGAAACUCUUUGUGUUUUACUCGCAGUCCACAUUUUCUAUCCCACAGUUAUGACAUCAAGACAAAGCAGUGAGUUUUGCAUGUAACCUUAGUUGAAGCACCCAGUAGGCACAGUGUAGACAUUGUUGUGCUAGCUCAGGGAAAAUGCCAUUUACUGUCUCUGAUAGACGCUGUGGAUUCAAUACAUAAACCUCAACUCAAAAGCAUUUCACUUCACCAGAUUUCUCUGUAGCUGUUUUAGGAUAUUACCUGAACUCAAUACUUUCCUCUGUCAGCUUUUGUCUGUACAUUUUCCUGUAGAAUAUCUCACCCCGGUCACUCAGUUACUCUCUGAAUAAUGUAUGCUGUGUCCUUCGUAGAGCUGUUUUCAGUGUUUCUUGAAUGCAUCCUGACAUGUUUGACAGUUUUAGCUUCUUUGCGAUGUUUUGACCCCUCACACCUUUGUCAGCUUCCGCCUUUCAUGUGUAGAUAUUUGCCAAAACGCAUAUUGCCAAACACUGCUCUGAGCUAAUUACACAUAUACAGAAAAUGGAUGCAACUAAACCUACAUAUCAAACUAUAGCCAUAUUCUUUGCAACAUUAGAGACAGUUUCACCUGAUGUAGAGUACUGUAAAGUUGCACAACAUCAUCCUUCAUGUCAUCUUACUGUAUUUACCUCCUCUUCAACUCACUUGCUACAUGUGUAUGUUGAAAGUAAUGUUUGUAAAACUAGAGCGGCGUUCCUGCCGACAGCAACACGCAGGGGAACUAAAUGUGAAUAUGUAGCGCGCAACAAGUGAGGCGAGGUGUUUAUGGAUCAGGGAACAGACUGGCUGUAUCGAUACGGGUAGAUGGAGCAUGGUGUCUGUGUUUAAAAAAAAGAGCUCACAUAACAGAAGAGCGUCACUCUCACAAGAGUAUUGUAUUUUUUUAACAUUUACUCUAACGCCCUGUAUUUGUACUCUGCACUGAUGAGUGUAAUUUACCAUUUAUUGCACAUAUUCUUACUCACUCUUACAGUAAUGCUCCUUCUUAAUGUUUUUUAUUUCAGAACCCAAUAACAGUGAUGUUUUUGUGUGACAGUCACCUUAGCAGUACAAACUGAGAGUUGUAUAUUACUGAUAUUCUUUGUUUUAUGUAAAAGAAGAAGGAAAAAUAAACUAUUUCAAUACUUA